CCGUCAAAAAUGAAAAUCGCUUCUUCGAUUAAACAACCGGCUUUGUCCUCCGGUUCUGACCGGUUCGUGUGUUCUUUGUUAUCGGGAACUGAUCGGAAUCGGGAUCAUUCUGUUUUCUGCGAGCUUCCAUAAACCUUGUAAGGUACUGAGAACUUUCCAAAAGAUCGUCCUAUUCGUUCAGACAUUGUUUGGGUUAUCGAGGUCGCUGCGAAGGUUAACUGAAUGUAAUCUUUCCUGUUCUUCCUUCAGUAGUUACCUAUUAUUUACGAUGGAACCGGAUGAAAUCCAGAUAUUCAUCAAGGGCAUAGAGGGACGGUCGACCACCAUAGAGAUUCAUAAGGAUGCCACGGUUGGCAGGGUAUUUGAGUUGCUGUCAAAAAAGACUAAGAUACCAGUGGAAGGGAGUCGUUUGCUUUAUGGCGUCAAGGAAUUGCAGAGCGAUAAAUGCCUGUCAUACUAUGGCAUUGAGAAACAUUCCACACUGUUUCUUGUUUUCCGAUUGCGUGGCGGAUCAGAGCAGACCCGGGUGAAAGUACUGGAUCACACAGUGGAGCUCAGCGAUGCCCCGGAUAUGAUCACGUGGGAUGACGAUCCCGAAAACAAACGGGUCAAGAUGCCUUGCGGGCACGCUAUAACUCCAGACUCUCUGACCUUGUAUUGUCGAAACAUCUUGAACGAAGGCAAAUGGCGAUUUUUCUGUCCACACAUUAGCCAGGACCAGCCACCCAAACAUUGUAAUACAGAAUGGGAUUACUUAGAUGUUCGACGCCUGGCCGUUUUAACAGAUGAAGAAAAAGAGGAGUUUGAAGAUAAGAUCGCCACGAAUCACUUGUUCAAGGCUAUGGGCAUUCAAGAAUGUCCAAAAUGCAAGUCAAUGGUGGAGCGAAACGACAAAAAAGAUUUGCAGUUGCGUUGCACUGUAUGCAGUAAGAAUGAUGGAAAAACAUACGAGUUCUGCUGGCACUGCUUGAAGGAGUGGUACAAUCGAGACAGCAGGACUCAGUGUGGAAACGCUGACUGUUCCGGUGAAGACAAACGUCUCAAGACUCUACGUGAGUGCCCCACUAAGAAAAUUGGUGGAGUUGAGGGAUGCCCCAUCUACCGAGCAUGCGUAUUUUGCGGCUCGCUGAUUGAGCACACGGAAGCUUGUAAGCACAUGCACUGCAGAUGCGGCAAGGAUUUCUGCUUUGUCUGCUUGAAGCCUAGGGACAGCAGUGGUUGGAAGUGUGGAGGGUCCAGUGAUUCCUGCCCUGUGGCACCUGUGCAGACCAUGAUUCCUGGAGUCUAAGAGAGUCCAAAAACAAUCCUGUACCCACUGCCUUAAUUGCCUUCAACGCGCGUUUGAACUUGGGUAGCCGUACGUGAGAAGAGAAUGCCAAUUUUUAAAAGUAACAAGGUUGAAACCUAAAUAAUCCUGUGUAAGUGCUAAUCUUGCGAACGCUGACUGUAUAUUUCUGGGAAUUAGGCUAAUAACUAUCAAUUAACAGUAUCUUUUAUGUUUUUCACUUGCACACUGAAGGGAUGAUUGAGAAAACAAGAUAAACUAGGGGAAAUUUUUUUUCCUAGACGCGGUAUUUUUGAGUCAUUUAAUUGUUAGCAGUUGAUCAAUUAUGAUUGUAAUUUUUUUUUUGUCGGGUGGCGUAGGUUAGAUGCAUGUUUAAUAUUAAGCUUAACUUUAAAGUCUUCAAAAGAAGAUGUUUUGUAUUUGUUUUGUUUAUCCCGAGAAUUAAUUAUAAUUAUCUGGCAGACGAAUGUAAAUAAAUGCCAUUCUAUCCGGGAAGUAGUCCACUGUUUAGCCGAGCGAUUUUCCGUCAACUUUCUUCUUAGGGCCUUCUCUACGCUCUGCGAAAGUUGCAGACUAGGCUCCGGUUGUUCGAAGGCUGGAUAACACUAACCACCGGAUAAACUGCUAUCCAGUGCAUAAGUGUUAACGAAACAAACUAUGCUAUCCACUGGAAAGUGAUUUAUCCGGUGGAUAGCCAGGAUAGCGUUAUCCACCUUUCAAACAACUUGGGCCAGACUGAAGGUCACUUAUGACCUUAACUUUAUAAACAGCGCUGCCUUCUGAGCCACCAUGAAUCAGGAACUCCGGUAUUGAACAGCUGUUAAUAAAAGUACUAGCCUGAGUAUCAA
This is a messenger RNA of Orbicella faveolata, 2133 nucleotides long. RefSeq lists its product as uncharacterized. The record is from RefSeq and is a predicted model, not a curated record. NCBI's taxonomy places the organism in Eukaryota, Metazoa, Cnidaria, Anthozoa, Scleractinia, Merulinidae. Gene Ontology annotation, cellular component: BAT3 complex. Gene Ontology annotation, biological process: tail-anchored membrane protein insertion into ER membrane; post-translational protein targeting to endoplasmic reticulum membrane. Gene Ontology annotation, molecular function: protein-folding chaperone binding.